GGGCGUGUUGUCAGUUCUUAGCUCGCCUGCCGCUAACUGCAGGCUAAAGUUUCACUUUCUGUAGCUGAUGAGUAUCCUCUAGCUUGAAGAAUUGGCACUUCGGGGGAAACGAAACAAGAACUAGAUCCAGAUUUGUCGGAGCGACGCAAGGUCACCGAUGUACCUCCGCGGUCACUUUCAAGGCUGAUAUUAACAGUUAGUGUUAAAGUUUCCCCCACCUCCCCUCCGCUGACCGCCUCCUAAACCGUCGCUUUUUUCAGCUAGCUUUAGCGGCUAGCCACCGCUAGCAUGGACAGCGGCGGAAACAUGCAGAGUAAUGAGGAAAGAAACGCGGAGAAACUGAUGGACAACUAUUUGAAAUCUCAGGGGUUCCAUCGGAAGAAGAUCGCCAAAGAUGGUUCCUGUUUGUUCCGAGCCGUAGCCGAGCAGGUGCUGCACUGCCAGAGCCUGCAUACUGAAGUCAGGGCCAAAUGUGUGGAGUUUCUGAAGAAGAACCGGGACAGCUAUGAAGCAUUUAUUGAAGGGGACUUUGAGGAGUAUCUCUGCAAGCUUCAGGACCCUCAGCAAUGGGUGGGAGAGGUGGAGAUCAACGCGCUGGCCGUCAUGUACAAGAGAGACUUCCUCAUCUACCAGGAGCCCGGAAAGCCGGCUGUGAGCAUCACAGACAACAACUUUAAGGACAAAGUCCGGCUGUGUUUCCUGAAUGGAAAUCACUACGACAGUGUUUAUCCCUUGGAGAGCAUUAAGAGCGCUGCGAUCUGUCAGUCCAUCCUCUACGAGCUCCUGUACGAAGGCGUCUUUAAGGUGGACCGCAACUCUUUGGGUUCCUGUCAGAGAACCAGCCGGGCGUCGGACUUACUGAGUGACGACUGCAUGAACGUCUGCAUGAGCAGUGACGAGUCCGACCUGGAAACUGAAGAGCCGAUCAGAACGAUUCUCAUAAUGUUUCCGUUUCAGGGCCAGGGCCGAGGCCGUGGCCGGCUGCUGCCUGAGAGGGUGAGGCGAUCGCUGAACCCGACUCUGCUCCGAAAUGUGGACUACGACAUUUGGCACAAGACCAAAAGAGCCCAACAGAAGAUAGAUUACUCCAUCGCUGCAGGGAUGCAGUUCUCUGCAGGGGAUCGCUGUCAGGUUCGCCAAGAGAAGGGACGCAGCUACAAGGCCACCAUCAAAGACGUGCCCGCUGAUAACGGCCUGGUGACUGUUUACAUCGAAGAGCUCGGGGAGAAGAAGGUCCCUCUAUGGUACCUCCGACCGAUUAACGAAGAAAACAGCUGGACCACCGUCACCAACCGCGACAAGAGGCUGAGCAACGGACACGGAGAAUGGGAGAGCAGGGGAAGAGGGAGAGGACGAGGGAAGACCAUUGGAGCAUCCUCCUCCUCUGUUUCCCCAGCAACGGGUGUCGGCUCCACUGGGCGCAUGCAGAAGCAACACUCAUGGCCCCCUCAGGCCACCGCAGAGGAGCAGGGAGGGGGGAAGUCAAACAGGAAGUCGCUGAGUUCAACAGAGCCUUGUUUCGGUUUAACUGAGGAGGAACGUUUGGCUAUGAAGAAGGAAGAGGAGAAAAACGCUGCGCUGGUGGAGAUCCAGCUCAAAGAUGAAGAGAGCUUCCCUGCUCUUGGGAGUCAGUCUGAAUUUGGGAGGAAGAAGUUGGGAGACAAGAGGCGAACCCAGAGAAACAAGAUGAGGAGUCCAGUUGAUGAGGUCAGAGCGCCGUCGCCCACUGCAGGCGACAGACCUAAAUCCUCCACUCCACCUCCAGCUGCACCUCCGGUCAAUGUGACCUCGCACACCAACAGCGCAAAACCCGCUGCUAACUCCGACCCCACUGGGCCGAGCUCUCUAAAUGUAAACAUGGCCGCCGCAACAAUUUCAGCUCCCGCCUCCUUCUUGCUGCCCACCAGUGUUACUGCAGAGUCCAAACCAAGCACCCAGUCCUAUGCCUCCGCCGCUGCUGUCCCCGUUUCCCCUCCACCGGGCAUCAAGCCCCCUGCCCCGUCCUCCGCCAGCCUCUUCUCCUUCAUCACCCCCAUCCUCCCUGCCGCUUCGGCCCCAGCUCCGCCUUCGUCUUCCUCUUCGGCUGCAUCUCCUCCACCUCAGGCCUUAGCUGCAGCUCCAACUUUCAUCGCCCCCAUCGCUCCGAGUCCGACGGGUGCUCAGGGCUUCAAACGCCCCUUCUCCCCGCUGACCUCUCUGCCUCGUUCACCCAGUCCUCCCUCCUCCUCCUCCACCAUCAUCCCUCCUCCUGUUCUGGUCAAAGAAGCUCUACCGGCCCCGACUCAUGCUUUGCCAAAGAUUGAAGGAAGCCUAUCAGCAUAUCAGACCUCACAAAGUGAGACAUCUGCCUCUCAGAAUCUUCCCCAAGUUGUUCCAAACCAGGUUAAGGCUUCAUUGUCCCCGCAAGAAAUAACAACCCAACACUCUUUACAAGAAAUCCAGACCGACUCUUUUCCACCAAACCAGAUCCAGGCCCCUCAGCACCAGCUACAGGCCCACGCUGAGGAGGCCCCAGAGCCUCAAACACUCCUCCCACCUCAGUCUGAGAGCACUCCAGUUCAGCCCCCAGAGCUUCCUCAGGUCCUACAGUCUCCCAGCAUUCAGAGUUCAGAAGAGCCUCUGCCUCCGAAGUCCGAUUCUCCUCCCUCAGAUCCCCAGCACUCCCACCCGCCUCCUCCUGUCAGCGCUCCACAGAUACACCCUCACCUUCCUCACCCUCAGUCCAUCCCUGGGACCGUCCCCCUGCAGCAGCUGACCCAGCUCUACCAGGACCCCCUGUACCCCGGCUUCCCUCAGGGGGAGAAAGGAGAGGCCGUCCAGGGCGUUUCCUUCUCCACUAGCAAGUCUGGAGACGACCUGCCCAAAGAUAUUAACGUCCUGAGGUUUUUCUUCAACUUGGGCGUAAAGGCGUAUUCUACGGCCAUGUACCCCCCCUGCGUUUACCUCUUCCCCCUGCAGCAGUACUACACCAUGCAACUCAAACCCCCCUCUCACGCCCCGUCCCCCACCUACGCCUGCCCUAGCCCCCCGGCCAAGCCGCAGGAGGCGUACCAACCCGGCCCCCCUUACCCCCCAGCAUCAGCUUCCCCUCAGUUCAACCACCAGACCCCGCCCGCUGAGCCCCCGCGCAACACUGAACCCUCCUUCAACCCGAAUCUGUACCAAGGGGUUACCCAGCCUCCUCCCCAAAGGAUGCCCUGUACCUCGUUGCCCUGGCAACAGGUCCCUCCACCCAGAAACCCCAGUUGUCCUGUUGCGUAUCCCUCCCCUCCUCCACCGUACUCCAACCCCUCACCCUCCUCGCAGGGGUACCACCCAGGACAGGCCCCGGUACACUCCCUCUACCCCUCAGCUGCCCCCCCGUACCCCCACUUCCCCAUCAGAUACCAGCCGUCGUCGGCCCCCGAGGAGCUCCAGGUGAGCCAGGGCGCAAUGGAGCAGCUUCCGCCCGGCAACGCGGACCCCAUUCACAGCCACGGACACGUCCGAGUCCUGGGUCCCAUGGAGACCCCCCCUGCUGCUAACAUGGUCAACCCUAACAACAACAGAGGCAAUAUGCUCCCUGCCAACUACGCUUUUAACAGAACGUUUUCCCCAUCAGCCUUGAAGAAGGAGCCGGGGGAGGUUCUGACCCGGACAGUGCUGCUGGUGGACCCCCCACUCAAUAACAAGCCUAUACUGGCUGUGGUUUCAGACCCCGACAUGAGCGACGCCUCCCUGAGGUCCAGCAGUAACCCCGGCUCUCCAUCAGGCUACAGAGGCCCUCGGAAACACCUCCCCAGCACCAAACCAUACCCCGCUCCAAGCGCCCCUGAUCACAGCCAUAUGGUUUACACAGCAGCGGGCCUGGGCAUGGCGGAGCCGCUGUCGGUGGCGUGCAGCACUGAAGACGACUUUGAUGUGGACCCGUUUGGCUACCAGGGGCAAAGGAGGGUCUACAGGGGGCGGGGAGGAAGAGGACGGAGCAGCUAUGAUCCUGGGAGAGGGAUGCAGAGGCGGCGGCAUGGCGACCAGGGGGCGGUGACUCAAUAUUAUAGCUCCAACCUUAGGGGGAGGGGGCGGGCAUACUAGCUUCAGCCAAUAAGGGAGGAGGAUCUUUAAAAAAAAAAAAAAGCCGCCUUCAAACACUA
Cyprinodon tularosa is the source of this 4130-nucleotide messenger RNA. RefSeq names its product OTU deubiquitinase 4 (gene otud4). Lineage: Eukaryota; Metazoa; Chordata; Actinopteri; Cyprinodontiformes; Cyprinodontidae. The transcript has 20 exons. Gene Ontology annotation, biological process: negative regulation of toll-like receptor signaling pathway; regulation of protein K48-linked deubiquitination; negative regulation of interleukin-1-mediated signaling pathway. The coding region runs from base 289 to 4071 and encodes 1260 amino acids. The record is from RefSeq and is a predicted model, not a curated record. Gene Ontology annotation, molecular function: cysteine-type deubiquitinase activity; K63-linked deubiquitinase activity.